Messenger RNA from Racocetra fulgida, 1144 nucleotides. NCBI's taxonomy places the organism in Eukaryota, Fungi, Glomeromycota, Glomeromycetes, Diversisporales, Gigasporaceae. The record is from the annotation of a GenBank genome assembly.
ACUCUUAAAGAACGUCUGUAUGAAUUAGUUCCUGAAAAGCAAGAAGAAAUAAAACGUGUCAAAAAAGAACACGGUGCCAAAAGCUUGGGGAAUGUUACAGUCGAUAUGGCUUAUGGGGGUAUGAGGGGUAUCAAGGGUUUAAUAUGGGAAGGUUCAGUGUUAGACCCGGAUGAAGGCAUUAGAUUCCGUGGUUAUACCAUCAACGAAUGUCGAGAACUGCUUCCAAAGGCAGACGGUGGCGAAGAACCGUUGCCUGAAGGUCUUUUUUGGCUUUUAGCAACUGGUGAAAUUCCUUCUAAGGAGCAAGUUCGCGUACUUUCAGCUGAAUUGGCUGCUCGUUCGGCGAUUCCUUCAUUUGUUGAAGACCUCAUCGACAGAUGUCCAAAUACUCUACAUCCGAUGUCUCAAUUCUCAUUGGCUGUUACAGCUCUACAGCACGAUUCGAAUUUUGCAAAAGCCUAUCAGACUGGCGUUAAUAAGAAUGAAUACUGGUUAUACUUGUACGAGGAUGCGAUGGACUUGAUUUCUAAGCUGCCAAAUGUGGCAGGAAGAAUUUAUAGAAAUGUUUAUAAAGAUGGCAAAGUGCCACCAAUUGAGCCAGACCAGGAUUAUUCGUAUAACUUUGCAAAAAUUUUAGGAUAUGCCGAUAAUAAGGAUUUAGUGGAAUUAUUGAGGCUUUAUCUUACAAUUCAUUCUGACCAUGAGGGUCUGUAUGAAUACUUAUAUGCUAAAGAUUGGACUUUAAAUAGUCUUGCCAACCAGGAAGUAGUUCGUUGGAUUCUUAAAAUGAGGGAUACCGUUGGUGAAUCACCUUCCGACGAAACUAUUAAAGAAUAUGUUUGGAAUACUUUGAAAUCAGGAAAAGUAAUCCCAGGUUAUGGACAUGCUGUUCUCCGUAAAACGGAUCCAAGGUACACGGCGCAACGUGAAUUCGCGUUAAAACAUCUUCCAAAUGAUCAUCUUUUCAAGCUCGUAUCACAACUAUACAACAUUGUACCUGAUGUGUUACUUGAACACGGUAAAACGAAAAAUCCCUGGCCUAAUGUCGAUGCACAUUCUGGUAUAUUAUUACAGUAUUACGGCUUAGUUGAGCAAAAUUAUUAUACUGUACUUUUUGGUGUUUCAAGAUCUUUAGGUGUUUUAA